Menidia menidia (Atlantic silverside) is the source of this 4672-nucleotide messenger RNA. Lineage: Eukaryota; Metazoa; Chordata; Actinopteri; Atheriniformes; Atherinopsidae. The record is from the annotation of a GenBank genome assembly.
AUGGAGAGAAUGGCACUUGGCGUGCCCACCGCUUCCUACUGCUCUCCUCGCCGUCUUGUUUACUCGUGCAGCCUGACAGCAGCAGAGACGAAGCGUCGAGUUCCAGAGGGAACUGAUCCCUGCAGGCACACGAAUGAACAUCCAAAAGUCUGUCUGUCGCGUCCUUUGGCUCUGUCUUCCCCUGUGGUCAAGAAGAAGACAAUUCAGAUUCCAUCUUUUGAUGAGAGGGGGCUCAUCUUUGAGAGGCAUAACGCAAAACUGUCAACAGCCGAGAGAUCAUGUGAUUCGGUUUUCGCCAAGACGUCUGUCCCGAGCUCAUGGAGUAAAGCAUGUCGGCAGAGAGACAGCGGAGAGAGGGCUUCAACCCUUCCAAGGGUAAAACCCAAAGCACACAGCUCUCAGUCCCUCUCUGCAAAGCCCAGCAUCGCUAUCUCUCCUGCACCAGAGCCAAAUUCCCCUCCCACUCCCCCCCUUCUCAAAUCAAAGCCAAGCAGUUCUCUUCAUCUCCCAGCCUCGCGGUCGAUGGAUUUUUCCCCAAUACUGCACCGGCCCGAGCCAAAGCCCAGCGUGUCCCCGACGCUGACCGUCCCGACACCCAGACUCAGUCCGUCCCCGACCUCCCAAAACUCGGACGGGCCAGGAGGCCGCCAGCCUUCUCCCGUCGCCAGAGAGAGACGCGCCCGAUGUAUCCCCAUCUCGAAUACCAAAGUGGAGCCUUUAGGGGUGGCGAAACAUGAAGUUCUCGACCAGGGAGCCUUGCUGGACUUCACUCGUCCCGGGGCGAGAAGAGCUCGUCCCGCGAUGAGCAGAGAGUCCCGACAUCAAACCCACGCACCUCACAAUCCCAGAUUACUGCUAAAUCAAACCCGUGAGGCCUCCCAUCCAACGUCCAGGGGAGCCGUAUUAAAGCCUGACCUACAGCCUCAUCGGUGUCGUUCAAAUCAAGAAAACACCCCAGAGCAACACAACAGCCACCCGGAGCGCGACGCCAGGGGGAAAAGUCUGAAUCACACUGAUGUUUCAGGACCACCUGACCACCACGUGGUGCCAAAACAAUUGCUGGAACAUCCCGGGCGCCCAUCCGUGGCACCCGGCCUGUUCGACACAAACAGCUUUGGCAGCGGCUCAAAGAGGGUAUUCGAUUUGCCACAGGACAGAAUAUACCAGAGGCCAGAUUCAGCAACUUCUGCUCAAAUGCAUCAGCUUAGGUACUCUGUCACAGAUAGAGCGUUUAUUACGGAGGAUUCGGAGGAUCCCUAUUAUGUCACCAUGUACUACCCAGGUUCAGUGUAUGUGGACAUGUCAGACAUCGUUCCACCAGAAGUUAGACCCAAACCAGCUGUCCCAGCAAAGCCCCCAAACGUGGGGGCUCCCUCUCCUUCUAACCCUUUCCCGCCCCAGGGGCCAGGUAUUGGAGGAGGUGGCAUUUCUGCUCUACCUCCAAGCGCCAUUCCAGUUCCCAUCGGAAGUCAUGGUUCUGGACACGGGGGCAAUCACAUUGUGGGUCACAGUGUGGGGCAUGCUCCCGGCCACACUGGGAGCCACGUUGCGGCGCACAGCGGAGGUCACAGCCACGGAGGUACCCACGGAGGUCCUCACGGAGUUUCCCACGGAGGUUCCCACAGCACCAGUGGAGGAUCCACUCUACUAGGUUACAUUGGCAUUGACACCAUCAUUGAGCAGAUGAGAAAGAAGACCAUGAAGACAGGCUUUGACUUCAACAUCAUGGUAGUUGGUCACAGUGGCCUCGGAAAGUCGACUCUGGUCAACACCCUAUUCAAGUCGCAGGUGAGCAGGAAGAGCGCAGGAUGGGGGAGAGAUGAGAAGAUCCCCAAAACCGUGGAGAUCAAGACAGUGUCUCAUGUGAUUGAGGAGGGCGGCGUGAAGAUGAAGCUGACGGUUGUGGACACGCCAGGCUUUGGAGACCAAAUCAAUAAUGACAACUGCUGGGAGCCCAUUUCCAAGCACAUCAAUGAGCAGUUUGAGAAGUUCCUGAAGGAAGAGGUCAACAUCACCAGGAAGAGGCGCAUUCCUGACACCAGAGUGCACUGCUGUCUGUAUUUCAUUUCCCCGACUGGACACUCUCUUCGGCUGCUGGACGUCGAGUUCAUGAAGCGCCUGUGCCACUCGGUCAACAUCAUUCCUGUUAUUGCUAAGGCCGACACGAUGACCAUUGAGGAGAGGCUAGAGUUCAAACAGCGGGUAAGAAAGGAGCUGGAGAUGAACGGAAUUGAGUUUUACCCCCAGAAAGAGUUUGAUGACGAUAUGGAGGACAAAAGUGACAAUGACAAGAUCAGAGAAACGAUGCCCUUUGCCGUGGUAGGGAGCGAUAAAGAAUACCAAGUGAACGGAAAACGGGUUCUGGGGAGGAAGACGCCGUGGGGAAUCGUAGAGGUUGAAAACCCAAACCAUUGUGAGUUUGCUCAACUAAGAGAUUUCCUGAUCAGGUCUCACCUGCAGGAUCUGAAGGAGGUCACUCAUAACAUUCACUACGAAACGUACCGUGCCAAGAGACUGAACGCGAACGGAGGUCUGCACCCCAUCGCGUCCAAUGACACCCAGGAAAGCAACCUGUAGGCAGGGAAAGGAACGGGUCAGGAAUAGAGAGAAGAGUGCAGUGAAGCUUGUGGAUGAAUCUAUAUAAAAUGUUUUAAUCAUUGUCACCUCAGCGUCGCUGCAUGUAUGGGAAAAAAUUCAGCCUGUAUAAAUUGGUGUCAUUUAAAUAUUCAAGCUUCACCCGAUCCUUUACCAAGCUCCUUCUCCGUCAGACAUAUCAAUCUCUCAUCCAUCUUUGUUUUAGAUGUUAACAUUUUUCUGUAGAAAUAUAGUCAGAGACUUAGUGCCAUCACUUAAUAAACAUAACACCUACUGCCAAUGCCUAUUAAUUUCCCAUGUACCAGUAUACUCUCAGAGGGGGCCACGUUAUCAGCUGUGUGAGAGGCUUGUUUUGAAGUUUUAGUAUUCCAUAGUAACUCCCUUUGGACUUUAUACAAAGAGAAAUGUUUUUUUUAUCAUUAAAACUCUGGCACUAGUCAUUUAUUGUGAGCUCUGAAGCUAACUCAAAAUGGCUCCUUUUAAACUUCUUAAAACAGCAGCUGGAAGUCAUUUUACAGGCAGGAGGGCCAAAGAAGUGUUAGAAUCUUGUUUGUCAGGCAUUUCUCAAGAAGACAAUAUAUUCGAUUCCCAAACUCAGAAUAAGGGUUCAUUUUAGAGGAAAUGUAUUAUAUGGCGAUACAGCACUGAAAUGCAGCUUGUUGACGUUAUAUAUUUGAGUCCACCGGGUGAAUUAGUACUUUUGGAUUUGUACUUUCAAAAUCUUUCUCAAGGAUGAGUCAAGAAUUUAUAGAAAGACACAGUUCCGCAGGGUUGUUUCAGAAGGAAAGGAGAAAUCCUGUCACCACACUGCUUUUGUACAUCUUAUCAAAGUCACCGAGGACUUUGCUCUAGGGAUUAAAUCUUCGAUAUUCCAUAUCUAGGUUGAGCAUUAUAGAUUCAGAUAGAUCUUGCAACAUGUGUUUCCACUUUAAAGACGAUAGACUUUUUGGUUAAAUUCAUUUAAUCUCAAAUAUUCUUUAACCGGAUUAUAGAUUUAAAUUUUCUUGGAGAUAUUGAUGGUUUUGAAAGAUUUUUUUAUUUAUUUAACAUCUAGGCACUCUAGAAAAAACUAUUUAAUUUUUUGGCAGGUGACAGGAAAAGAUAUUGCUUAAGAAGUAGGUUUAUGUCUCGCGAAAUACACAUGAACACAUCAGAGGCAUCUAGAUGUGGUUGCCAUUUGUAGAAUCUAAAUUUCUCUCGCUCACCACUAGGUGGAAGCACCUAUUAACGUUAAAGCAGUGGAAUCACAGAGACACUUUGACCAAUUUGUGUUUGCCUCAGGUGUGUUCAGUCAUUGAGGUUGUUUUUUUUCUCAUAGUCCUUUUUUCGUUUGGAGUAAUUUUACCAUUAUUUUUACAGCACUUAUACCCUCCACUAAUGCCAGUGGUAGCCAACAUAUCUGUUUCAGGUUUACAUGAAACUUUAAUAUGACCCCAUUGUGAAACACUUGAGUUGUCAACAUGUUUACCAAGUUGUCAUCAGGAAAUUCUACAUUUAUAUUGUUCUGCCAUGUACAGUCCGCAGUGGAGAACAAAUAUGCCAAAACUACAGAUGCAAUUAAUAUUUCAGUAUUAAUUCAAUUUUCAGUUUAAAAAGUAAACCAUGUUUUUUUAUUAUGUUUAUAUGAACUGUGUGAAAAAACAUUAAUAGUUGUGAUUUUGGUGUAUUUACAGGUGUUAAAGCAGAAAUUGUGAGACACUGUUAAAGAACAAUCUCUUUCUGUUAUACUUGUGCUUGCAUGCCCGUGUCCAUUCUGCCUGUGUGCUUACAGCAAGUUAUUUUGCUUAUCACUGCAACUUUACAACAACUUACUGGUUUUGAAUGUGCAAUGUGUGCAUUCAAACUGAUUUAUCAUAAGAUGAAACACUGCAAUGACUACAAUGUUUACCCCUUAAACAAAAGCAAUGACCCACCACACAUCACAUCACUUACGCCAUUUCCCAUAACUUCAGUGUAUUUAAUGGCCGUUUGUUGCUGUGAUACAUUUUAGUCAUAAUUUCCUGUGUCAUAUGGAGUUAUUUUUACAUUGGUGUAUUAUUCUUGUAAUUUAUUCUUUAUUUAAUAAAAACACUUGCCC